Molecule: messenger RNA, 1446 nt
Organism: Branchiostoma floridae (Florida lancelet)
Lineage: Eukaryota; Metazoa; Chordata; Leptocardii; Amphioxiformes; Branchiostomatidae
Product: octopamine receptor-like
Exons: 2
Coding region: 9-1256 (415 amino acids)
Biological process (GO): G protein-coupled receptor signaling pathway
Cellular component (GO): membrane
Molecular function (GO): G protein-coupled receptor activity
Source: RefSeq, a predicted model, not a curated record
UCUUCUCCAUGAUUCCGCCCGGUGAGUUCUGCCCAUACCUGAACAUGCUAGAAUACGGAGCACACAACGCGUCCAUCUGGACCAUUGUGGCUUACACCAUCGAAAGAUUCAUCGGUGUCUACUUUCCUGUUUGGAAGUUCAAAGUCUCCAACCCAACCGCGGCAAAGUUCGCUAUCUGUGGAGUAUUUCUGUUGUCAUAUCUCUUCGCCAUCCCCGAAUUCUUCACGGUCAGCGCCACAACAAAGGAAGUACUCUACGGAAACAUUACUACGUAUCGCUGCAACCUGAAAGAAAAUUUGCCUGUAGAAUUUAGACUGGGCGUGAUAUGGGGGCAUAGUGUGUUAUUCUAUAUGCUUCCGUUCAUAUUGAUUAUCGUACUAAAUAGUCUGAUCAUUUGUAAACUAAGAGGAUUGAGACGAGUGGGUCCUCAACGAGCUUGGACGUUUCCAAGUGCAUCUAGAAUGGCCAAUAAUAGACUUAGAGUACGUGCGAGGACGACAGAAAGGUCAGAAUCUGACCACAAGGUAGUGAGAAAUCAUUUCCAACCAACGAAACAGAGGGGAAAUAGAGACGGGCGGACGGAGGGGACAAGAACAGGUAAUAUCGGCAAUUCUCGUCGCCAGUCUCGCGUGACAACACGUGAUCAACAACAGCCUCGCUUUCGCACUAAUUCACCAGAACGGCGUGUGCUCUCUUCUAUCAUAGAGAGGAGCCACAGUGAAAUUAUCCUAACUGAGUCGGAACCUCGUCUUUCGGCUGAUGAAACAGGUAAUCAGCCGUGCAGUUCUGAAACAAACCGCAAGGAGGCUACUUUAGCAGUAAAAACAGACGGAAAUCCAACACCUAUUUUAUCAUCGCAAGGUCAACGAUUCUUUACACGGCCCAGAACGUCCCAAAUGGAAAACAUCACGCCACAUGGAGCCUCAAGAUUUAAAGGCAGACCUAUUCUCAUUUUAAUUAUCGUCAGUGCGACGAUUGUUCUUCUGUGGUUUCCUCGCUUCAUAAUCUUUCUAAUUCUUCGAAUCAACGACCAAAGCAGGUUUGAAAUUUUCUCCCACAAAGUAGCCAGUGAAAUAGCCACCAUGUUGGGACUGUUAAAUUCCUCGAUCAACGUGUUCCUGUACUCAUUUGUGGACAGUCGAUUUAGAAGUAGUGUUUUUAGGAUUCUGUCAUGUGGGAAAAAGUCACCCAAUCGAACUCUAGCAAGAGCGACACAGAGACAGACCAAUAACACGGUCAGAAUAGAAAAAGAUUAAAAGUAAUAUAGGAAACAUAAUAUCGUAUGAAAGACUUGCAUUUGGUAGGAUGUAUAUUUUAGAUAUCUUAAUAAACUAAAAUGUUUGCAUUUAGAAGUAUACUUGUAUAGGUUGUAGUAACCGUUGUACCCAUAAUUAGACAGGUAGAACUCAAUACCUUUUUAUUGUAAUAUUGCAGCACCCAAUUAUC